CUAUAAAUACUGCAUUUCCAUGUUUCUGGAAUCGAAGGUAAAUAAUUUCCCGUUUUUGUGUUUCUUGUUGUCAUCUCAGCACAAUUAAAUCACCACACAACCUGUCUACUAUCGCUCUGGAAAGGGAUAAUAAUUAUUGAUAAGUGUAUAAUUCCUUCCUUGGAAAUUUACCUGAACUCAUUUGAUUUCCAUAGUGAUAUAGGGUAGUCUAUGUUAUACUAAUAUAGCCUUUCGUAUAUUUAGAUGCAGAUGCAUAUUAGUAGAGUUUCAUUCUAUAGUGAAAGAGUCUUGGUGAACUUUCGUAAACUCUUCCAUCAAUUUAUUAGUACUCGUCUCAUCCAUUCAACUCAGUCCCAUUCACCCCGGUUGAUUGAUGUUUUUUAAACUGAUAGACGCCUGCGUCAUUGCACAUUUUUCAAGUUUAAACAAAAAAAUAGAUUUCGUUUCAUCAAUUGAUUUGGACUCGGAUGCAACUGCGCGUCGAUGCAAUUAGACAUAUCGCGACGGUGGUGACAUUUGUUUCACACUUUACCUCGUUUUCUCCCGUUUUUGGUGUUAUCACCUCAAUGUUGUUUCCGGUAAUGUAGCACAGGUUGGUCGCCGCCGGCAGCAGUUGAAUCCCAUCCGCCCACUCGCCUAUAUCCGCACAGAGAGCCGUUUUAAUAUUAAAUUUUUGCGUAGGCCAUGUAGUUUGGUAGUGUCUUUGGUUGUGUGCAUCGUUUAGAGUUUCAAGCUGGCACAUCACGAAAUGAAAUUGCUUUAUUCAUCUAUCGCCUAUGAGAGACUACGCCCCAUUGUUUCUUCCCUGUGUGGUGCUACACACACAUCAGAUUGUUUGAUAUCUCCGGCGUAGAUGUGAUAGAAUUCUGGGCUUUUUAUUUUUUCUGGUAUGGAUGCGUGGCAAGUCGACGCAUAUGCAUAGUGUCACAAUGAUAUAUCUUACCUUUCUUUUUCUCUUCCAGAUGGAUGUGGUGGAAUACGUACUUAUAUAAAUUCCGAGACAACACUAGCGAAGCAGACAGUACUGACACUCUCAUUGUUCCGGUUCAAACUCUCAGAGAAACAAGUCUUCUUUUUGUUACACGUAAAAGGAGCUGCUGAUCUCAAUCAGCUUUUGACUUGGAAAAUCAACUGUGUUUCAUCAACAUGGGAAUUUCAAAUUUCCCGCCUCAUCUGAUUUUACUCGUUUUCCCGCUGAUUUUAAUCAUCGACACGACGAAAGCCGUGGCCAUCCACCACGAAAGGACAUUGGUGGAAGAAAGACGUCGCCCGGAUGAGACGGCCUCGAUCAAUUGGACGGAAUUGAUGGCCAAUGGCGAGCUGGACCAACGGGCGAAACGGGCCCUGUUUCUCAACUUGGUCAAUGCGCAGCAAGCCAAAGCCGAAGAAAACAUACGUAGUAGCAUUCAUUCAUCAUUUAUUGCUGCGGCAUUUAAUUACGAUUAUUGGAUUGAUUUUGGCAUCGAUCAAACAGGGAGGAGGAAGGAUUUUUUCAAAGUCCUUGUCGCCGCUACAUCAGCCGCCUCGAUCAAUGAACGCACCGAUAUUACGAAUCAUUCGGCCCAGAACGAUGUUGAAUAGUCGACGACCACCAGUUUCAUGACUGCCAAUCAAACGGCACGGACUUUGUCUUUUCCUGACGCGUGUGUACCAAGUACAGAGAACUUGUCAUCUCUAGUCUGCAUCAACAAAACAAUACAGACGAAUAAACGUUUCAUCGUUUACUGUA
This is a messenger RNA of Daphnia pulicaria, 1729 nucleotides long. RefSeq lists its product as uncharacterized. NCBI's taxonomy places the organism in Eukaryota, Metazoa, Arthropoda, Branchiopoda, Diplostraca, Daphniidae. The transcript is spliced from 2 exons. The record is from RefSeq and is a predicted model, not a curated record. Bases 1147 to 1581 code for a protein of 144 amino acids.